This is a messenger RNA of Lepus europaeus (European hare), 1248 nucleotides long. RefSeq names its product leucine rich repeats and transmembrane domains 1 (gene LRTM1). NCBI's taxonomy places the organism in Eukaryota, Metazoa, Chordata, Mammalia, Lagomorpha, Leporidae. Bases 1 to 1248 code for a protein of 415 amino acids. Gene Ontology annotation, molecular function: protein binding. The record is from RefSeq and is a predicted model, not a curated record. The transcript has 6 exons. Gene Ontology annotation, cellular component: extracellular matrix.
AUGGCUGAGGACACAUCUUUGCAAGAAGAUGCAGGGGGAAGGGACCGAGGGGAAGACGAUCAGAUCAAAGAGCACAGCAGCCCCACGCUCCGAAAUGAGGAGCCAGAUAGUGGAUUAAUCAGGGCGGGCUCCGUGAUCAGUGGGGACAUCUGUGGAGACUCAGCCAUGAAAGGGGAGAAAAACACCCACUCCUUGAGCACUAGUUCCAAUGCCACUUUCUAUUUGUCUGUCCUAGGUGAGCUGUUCCUGCUUUUGAGCCUGGUUUGCCUACUCCAAGGGGCAUGUGGCUGCCCGGAGAAGUGCCGCUGUCACUCAUCUUCACGUUUUGUAGACUGCAGCCGACAGCGUCUGGCAGAAGUCCCUUCUGAUUUGCCUCCUCAGACUCUAACGCUGCACUUACAAGAUAACCAGAUACACCAACUUCCUGCUUUUGCAUUUAGGUCAGUGCCCCAGCUCAUGACCUUAAACUUGGCCAACAAUUCUCUUUCAAAUCUGGUCUCUGGAGCUUUCCAUGGACUUCAGCACUUGGAGGUUUUAAACCUAACCCAUAACUCCUUGCUUUCCCUGGACAGCACACUUAGCCAUUCCCUUCCACAGCUGAGGGAGCUUGAUUUGUCGUCAAACUACAUAAGCCACCUUCCCACAUCCUUGGGCGAAACUUGGGAGAACUUAACCACAUUUGCAGUUCGACAAAACCGGCUUCAGCAUCUUGAUCGAGCACUCCUGGAGUCCAUGCCCCGUGUGAGGCUUUUAUAUCUCAAGGACAACCUCUGGAAAUGCAAUUGCAGCUUGCUUGGGCUUAAGCUGUGGCUGGAGAAAUUUAUCUAUAAAGGAGGAACAACAGAUGGCAUCGUUUGUGGGUCACCCGACCCCUGGAAAGGAGAGAAACUCCUUACGAUCCCUCACGAGCUGUACCGGCCCUGCCCGCCGCCUUCUCCUGACCCUGUGUCCUCACAGGCCCAGCAGCCCGGCUCUGCCCACAGGGUGGCCCUGAUGCCCACCGAGAUCCACAGCUCUGAGUGUGAGCUCAAACCCAAGCCAAGGCCGGCCAACCUGCGUCACGCCAUCGCCACCAUCGUGAUCACGGGGGUCGUGUGUGGCAUCGUGUGUCUCAUGAUGCUGGCGGCUGCCGUCUACGGCUGCACCUACGCGGCUAUUACCGCCCAGUAUCACGGGAAGUCCUCGGCUCAAUCCAAUGAGCCUGGGAAGACAGCAGGGAAAGAGCUGUUUGACAGCUCACCUGCUUGA